AUGUUUCUUUCACCAAACUCCGCCGUCUGGGCGUUAUUGUUUUUUACAGUCGGUUCUCUCAGUACAUUGGCACUCUUUAUUAUUCUCCCCGUUUCUCCAUUAAAGUCAGGUGGAGCUCAUCAUGUAGGUAUUCGUCAUUUAUCCCGUAAUCUUGCUGUAUACUAUCCUACCUUUAUUAAACCCAUUGAAGGAGAACCUUGGCUUCCUGGUAAUGAUACACGUUUUAUUUAUACGAUGGCGAAACAAGCUGGUGUACGAUCUCUCUGGUUAAAACAUUUAAAACUUGUUCGCAUUCCAUGUACUCGAAAUGCAAGUGUUGUUUCCUUAAUGACCCACAAGGGAGAACCACGACAAGUAUUUAUUAUUAGUCACGCCGUUGGGACACAUCAUUUAUCUUAUUCUGAUCUCGCCUUAUCAUUAGCUUCAUGUGGGGCAUUAGUCUAUACUGUUCUUCAUUCGGACAAUACAGAUAUGAGUGGUAGGAAAAGCAGAAGUGGUUCUCUCGUAACGAAUGGGGAAGAUUGUUUACAAGAUCGAAAUUUAAUUCAUGAACGAUGGAUGACACAGUUAAACAAACGUGUAGAGGAUGUUAUUCAUGCUAUUGAAGGAUUUUCAAAAGGAGAAAUGCUACAACAAUUGCAAGUAAGACCAUCCGAAUGGCAAACAUUCCUCUCUUCAGGAGCUAAAGUGAAUCUUAUUGGACAUGGACUUGGGGCUUUAACCAUGUUAGCAGUGGCUUUCAAAGCUCCUCUCUCUAUUACACAGAUGAUUGGAUCUAUUACAGCAAUGGAUGUUUGGCCGCUAAGUCUUGUGGAUGAUUUAACUCGUGGACAACAAUCUAUUCCAACACAUAUUCGUAUACAACUAAUGGAUUCUGAAGAGUGGAGUAAACGCCGGGAACAUAGUAUGCAGGAAGAAGAACUAAAGGAAUUUCUCACCUCUUCUGGAGUUUGCUGUAUCCGCACAACACAUAUUGGGACAGAUCAUACAAGUGUAACGGAUAUGGGUUUAUUAAUUCCAGUCACGAAAAGAAAACGAUUUGCUUCGAAAAAAUCCUCAACUUUUAUACCGUUAGUGGCGAAAGAAAUCAUGCGUUUCGCUCAGGGAUGUGAUAAUGAAACCACUACAAGUCUGGUGUAG
Molecule: messenger RNA, 1140 nt
Organism: Trypanosoma theileri
Lineage: Eukaryota; Euglenozoa; Kinetoplastea; Trypanosomatida; Trypanosomatidae
Product: phospholipase A2-like protein
Exons: 1
Coding region: 1-1140 (379 amino acids)
Molecular function (GO): 1-alkyl-2-acetylglycerophosphocholine esterase activity
Source: RefSeq, a predicted model, not a curated record